Miscanthus lutarioriparius is the source of this 2265-nucleotide messenger RNA. The record is from the annotation of a GenBank genome assembly. NCBI's taxonomy places the organism in Eukaryota, Viridiplantae, Streptophyta, Magnoliopsida, Poales, Poaceae.
AUGCAGCAGCAGCACCACCAGGGUGGUGGCGGUGGCGGCUCACAGUUCGGGGCCCCGCCGCCGGACAUGGGCCCCUUCUCGCCGACGGCGGCUGCCACCGGUGGUCCCAUGCCGCUGAGCAGCAGGCCUCCGUCGGCGCAGCCGCAGCCGCAGCAACCGAGGACCAGCUACGAAGAAUUUGCCGUGGUGUCCGGGGCCGCCGGCGGCGGCGGCGGGGGCUUCGACGACGAGAUGAUGGGCAGCGGCGGCGGCGGCGGGUCGUCAGGCGCGUCCAGCAACCGGUGGCCGCGGGAGGAGACGCAGGCGCUCAUCAGGAUCCGGUCGGAGAUGGACGCCACCUUCCGCGACGCGACGCUCAAAGGCCCCCUGUGGGAGGACGUCUCCAGGAAGCUUGCCGACCUGGGGUACAAGAGAAGCGCCAAGAAGUGCAAGGAGAAGUUUGAGAACGUGCACAAGUACUACAAGCGCACCAAGGAAGGCCGCGCCGGCAGGCAGGACGGCAAGAGCUACCGCUUCUUCGACGAACUGGAGGCGCUGCACGCAGCCGCGCCACAGCCGCCGCAGUUGCCACCAGCAAGCACCGCUCCGCCGUUGCACGCCUUCGCGUCGCCAGUAUCCGCGCCGCCGCCGAUGAGUUCAAUGCCGCCGCCGCCGACGGGGCCGAUGCAGCAAGCGCCCAUAUCGUCGGCGGCGCCGGCGGUGGUGCAGGUCCAGGCACCGGUGGAGCUGCCUCCCGGGGCCCACCAGCCCCUCAACCUGCAAGGCUUCAGCUUCUCUUCCAUGUCGGACUCGGAGUCCGAAGACGAGUCCGAGGACGACGACAUGACGGCGGAGACAGGUGGAAGCCAGGACCGCCUCGGCAAGCGGAAGCGCGGCGGCGGUGGCGGUGGCGGCGCCAGCGCUAGCGGCAGCAAGAAGAUGAUGACUUUCUUCGAGGGGCUCAUGCAGCAGGUCGUCGACAGGCAGGAGGAAAUGCAGCGGCGGUUCCUGGAGACCAUGGAGAAGCGGGAGGCGGAGCGCACGGCUCGUGAGGAGGCGUGGCGCAGGCAGGAGGUCGCCCGCCUCAACCGCGAGCUGGAGCAGCUCGCCCAGGAGCGCGCCGCCGCGGCGUCCAGGGACGCCGCCAUCGUCGCCUUCCUCCAGCGCAUCGGUGGGCAGUCCGUGCAGCCCGCUACCGCCGUUGUCGUCCCAAUGCCAGCACCGGUGCCAGUCCAUACCCCGCCGCCGCCGAAACAACCUUCUCGUCAGCAGCAACCGCCGCCGCCUCCGUCGCCACAGACGACACCGCAGUCGAUGCCAAUCUCAGCCGCGCCGCUCCAGCAGCAACCGCCGCAACAGCAGCCCAAGGAUACGUCGCAGCAGGACGCCGGCACGUCGCGCAGCGCGCCCCCGACCUGUGGCGCGUCACUCGAGCUGGUGCCCGCCGUCGCGGAGCAUCACGUCGAUUCCGAGCUAGGAGGAGGGGAUGGAGGGGCGGCGUCGUCAUCGCGGUGGCCCAAGACGGAGGUGCACGCGCUCAUCCAGCUGCGCAUGGACCUGGACAUGCGCUACCCGGAGACCGGUCCCAAGGGUCCGCUCUGGGAGGAGAUUUCGUCCGGGAUGCGGCGGCUGGGAUACAACCGGAGCUCGAAGCGGUGCAAGGAGAAGUGGGAGAACAUCAACAAGUACUACAAGAAGGUGAAGGAGAGCAACAAGAAGAGGCCCGAGGACUCCAAGACCUGCCCGUACUUCCACCAGCUCGAUGCCAUCUACAGCAGGAAACACCUCCGCAGCGGCGCAGCCGCUGCGGCACCGUCCAACGCCGCCGCCGCUCCUCCUCCUCCCGCCUACCCAGAUCAACUGAACCCGAGCCGGCAGGAGAUAGAAGGGAAGAACAUCAACGACGACAAGAGGAACAACGGUGGAUCAGGCGGAGGCACGCAGACGCCAGCCAGCAAUGGCGAGAAGACAGCGCCGACGAUGCCGCCCGCUGCGUUCGAGACCGACACCGGCAUGAAGAAGCCAGAAGACAUCGUCAGGGAGUUGAACGAGCAACCGCCUCGGGAGUUCACGACGGAGGACGAGACGGACAGCGACGACAUGGGCGACGAGUACACCGACGACGGCGAGGAAGGCGAGGACGACGGCAAAAUGCAGUACAGGAUACAGUUCCAGAGGCCGAACCCGGGCGGUACCAACACAGCACCAGCUCCGGCAGCGACGACGGCUGCGCCAGCGGUGCCGACCUCGGCUCCGACCAGCACCUUCCUCGCCAUGGUUCAAUAG